AUGCGGCUCCUGACGCACAAUUUGUUAGCGUGUCAUGCGAAAGGCUGUGGCUCAUCCUCUAAUAACUUUCCACUUCAAUUGAGGAACGUGCAGUUGGAGCUUAUUGAGGCCGACUACAACGAAACAUUUUUGAAGGGCUUUCUUCCAAAGCUCGCUUGGCCAGCCUUUGUCUCCACAGCACGACAGCUGGGUGACACAUCCCUCCCUGAAGAUAUGCCAGAUUUCCUAUCGAAAGAGCCUAGUGAGGAGUUUUUACGCACACUUCACCAUGUACUUUUAGAAAUCCAUGUUUCGGAGGGAGAAAUGGUCUGCCCAAAUUGUGAGCACGUCUACCCUAUCCGCAGCGGUAUCCCCAACAUGCUCCUGGCUGAGCAUGAGAUUCCUAAGUGA
Messenger RNA from Malassezia pachydermatis, 390 nucleotides. RefSeq lists its product as hypothetical. NCBI's taxonomy places the organism in Eukaryota, Fungi, Basidiomycota, Malasseziomycetes, Malasseziales, Malasseziaceae. Gene Ontology annotation, biological process: tRNA methylation; peptidyl-glutamine methylation; rRNA (guanine-N7)-methylation. The record is from RefSeq and is a predicted model, not a curated record. Bases 1 to 390 code for a protein of 129 amino acids. The transcript has 3 exons. Gene Ontology annotation, molecular function: protein heterodimerization activity.